Molecule: messenger RNA, 5436 nt
Organism: Melopsittacus undulatus (budgerigar)
Lineage: Eukaryota; Metazoa; Chordata; Aves; Psittaciformes; Psittaculidae
Gene: HDHD5
Product: haloacid dehalogenase like hydrolase domain containing 5
Exons: 8
Coding region: 56-1327 (423 amino acids)
Biological process (GO): glycerophospholipid biosynthetic process
Cellular component (GO): mitochondrion
Source: RefSeq, a predicted model, not a curated record
AGUCCGGGAACUACGAGCCCCGGCACCGGUCCCUGGCCGGGUGGAGCGGCGCGGCAUGGCGCUGCGGGGCUGCCUGCGGGCCGGGCUGGGGCUGCUGCACGCUGCAGGGCCUCUGGGGCCGCCCGCCCGCGGACGCUGCUCCGGGGGCCGGCCUCCGGCCUUUGGGUUCCUGUUCGACGUGGACGGGGUGCUGGUGCGGGGCAGCCAGGUGGUGCCCGCCGCUCGCCGGGCCUUCCAGAGGCUGGCGGACAGCAGCGGGCGGCUCCGGGUACCCGUCGUCUUCCUCACCAACGCCGGCAACUGCCUGAGAUCGGCCAGGGCCCAAGAGCUGUCCCAUGCGCUGGGGCUGCAGGUGUCUCCGGAGCAGGUGAUCCUGGCCCAUAGCCCUCUCCGCCUCUUCAGCCAGUUCCACCACAAGUGCAUGCUGGUGGCUGGCCAGGGACCCGUGGAGGAGAAUGCCCAGGAACUGGGGUUCAAGCAUGUGGUCACCAUAGAGGCACUCAGGAAGGCAUAUCCCCUGUUAGACAUGGUGGAUCAGAGCCGGAGGCCAAAAGAGCUGCCUCCUCCAACCAUUGGCUUCCCCACUAUAGAAGGGGUGAUUCUGUUUGGUGAGCCAGUGAGGUGGGAGACAAGCUUGCAACUUAUUACUGAUGUACUCCUGAGCAAUGGCAACCCUGAUUCAGAGCUUCAAGAUAUACCAUACCCACAUCUGCCUGUCCUUGCCUGCAACAUGGAUCUCCUGUGGAUGGCUGAAGCCAAGAUGCCCAGGAUUGGACAUGGCACUUUCCUUCUGUGCUUAGAGAACAUCUACAAGAAAGUGACGGGCCGGGAACUGAAGUAUGAGGCUUUAAUUGGCAAACCCAGCACAGUCACCUACCGCUAUGCUGCAUACUUGAUUCAAGAGCAGGCAGAGAAACAGGGCUGGAAGGCUCCCAUCCGACGCCUCUAUGCAGUUGGGGAUAAUCCUAUGUCUGAUGUCUAUGGGGCAAACCUCUACAACAACUACCUCAAGUCAGCUCACCAGAACCAGGUCCAAGCUGGGGUGAAGAGGAGCCUGCAGACAGCCAGUUCCCAAACUGAGGAUCACCUCAAGCUGAGGAAGGACUGCAACAAUUCAGUGGAGAGCUGUGAGUCGAUUCUGGUCUGCACUGGGGUCUACCGCCACAAUGCAGAUGUCCCUACUAAAACAAAAGAGUGCACGAUGGAGUCAGUGUUCCAUGGCCAUCGGGACUUCUGCUUUGACCCCAGCCUGGUGGAGGCAUCUCACAUAGUGCAGGAUGUGAAUGAUGCUGUGCAGCUUGCUUUCAAGAAAGAGAACUGGAGCUAGGGUUAAGACAGGUGUGACUGAAGAUCUGCUGUCAGGGAUUUUAUGUACUGAAAAGGGAAGAAGGGAGGAAUGGGGAGAGACCUGGGGUGAUCUUCUAAUCUAGGCAAUAUGAAAGAAAACUCCCUGCUUCAGCACUAAAAGCCCCUUGCUUUUAUUUAUAAUUUAUCUGUAAUCCUGCCAGGUGCCAGCAGGCUUUCAACUGUGAACAUACAUUGCUGCCAUCAGUAAUUGAGCCAUAAUGGAAACAGGGUAUAAGAAGGUGGCUUGUCCCAGUAAUCCCAGUUUUGUUCAGCCAUCAGAGUUCUUUCUUUGUCACCCUUUGUGCAUGAAGAUCAGGCAAGCCCACCCUCCUCACAAUGUGUUUGAGGAUGAAGCUUUUCCCUGUGCAAGGAGCCAACAUCGGCCAAUGUACCAUUCGUACAAUGUACUAUUCGUCCAGUCUGUGAUGUGAGCACACCAGAAGCCGUGUUGUGGCACUGUGCCAAGGGAAGGCUUUAAGUCUUACCAUUCUCCUUAUGAAGAAUAAGUGCCUGUGGACUUUUAACAAAUUCUGUUUGCUUGAGGAUUUGCCACUGCAUCACUGUCAGUCUGAAACAAAGUCCCAUUUUGCAGUUCACUGGCAGCUAUGAAGAGGCACAGCCCCUCAAAGGAAGCUGCAGUAGUCAGAGCAACUUGCUGCAGUGCUGAAGGAAAAGUUAUAUUGUUCCUUUCCCCCUAUUUAGCAUUCUGUGAACACUUCUGCCUUUUCACAUCCUGCUAGGGAGCCAGCAGCCUGCUCUCAAUAGAAGAGGAAACCACCAUGGAGUCUGAAUUUCCAGAAGUGUUUUUGCCCAGAACUUAGUGUUGCAGCAAGAGGCUGUUUCAGCACCCAUCCUGACCCAAACUUUGCAAGGAACAUCCCCCUGCUCCAGCUGGCACAGCACCCAAAGAGGGGCUCCUAUUUGGAGCAAGGGCCAACCAUGAAGAGUCACAGCUCACCUUUGCUCCUUCCUUACAUGCAAGGAUUGAGGAAGGGAUCAUUAUACCAGGAUGGUACCUAAGCCCUAAAUUCCCAGUCUUCAUCUCUAAGAAUACAUACGUCUCCAUCCUUCAUUUCCUUUCUUCCUCUCUUCUCUCAUGUGGUUUGCAGCUCAGGGAUACCCCAUACAGCCUGAUCCUUGUUUCCUCCUCUUCCUUUAACUUGCAGGUAGAGUCCCCCUAACAUAAAUUAGCAGCUGGGACUUGCCUGCCUAGGAGCAUCUUCAUAUUGUGCACUGUCUGCUGCUUCUGUUCUUCUAGUUCAGGCUAUGCAGAGAAAGAUCAAGACCUGUGUGUCCUUAGACAGUCCAAAGAAACUAAGCAAGGAUUGCUUGAAAAAACUCCAUGUUUUGGAGUUGGCUCAGCAAUAUUGCUCAACAAGGAGUGUCUUAAUUCCAGAGGAGCACUGUGAUUUUAGAAGCAUAAAUCAGUCUGUGUAUAUGAUGGAAAGCCUUUGGGGGAAACACAACUGAGUUGGUGUUCCUAGUUAUACUCUCCUCACACUGCACAGAGAUGAGAAAUAAGUCUUUGCCUCCUCUUCCUUCCCUCCUGCUUUACCAGGCACCUUCAUACAAAGGGUACAAACAAGAUGGUUGAGUUGUUCUUAAUUCAGAUCUCAGCGUCCAUGCACCCUGACAUUUUGCUUCAGUAGCUCUCUGUCCUCUUGAUACUGAUGUGCCUUCCUAGGAAUAUCACACUGCAGAGGAUCUGUUCUUAUGCCAGGCUUUGCAUAUGGAGGGAACUGGAUGUUCUGUCAGUGACCCAGGUAAAGAAGGCCUUCUCAGUGGCUUCUUUAUACCUUAUUUUCUGAAUAGGAGCAGAAAAAAACCUCUCUGGGUGAAUUUCCCUCCUGUGAAAUCUAUAGUAGGAAGCAGUCUCUUUCUGUCUUAGUACUAGCUGGAUUCUUGUUGGUCUUAACAGGACAAAAAUUGCUUGGCUGCUUCUAAAAGCAGCUGUAACAUGAGGAACACGAUCUUAGUUUUGAAUCCUCUGCCUUCCUCCAGAGAGAAAAAGAAAUUGCCAUUUCAUCUCCUUGCACAAGACAAGGGCUUGUCUCCAAUUUCCAGAAGAGUAAGUACAGGGAAGGAUUUUACAUAUAGGGAAGGUGCUUUAGCUUUUAGCAUAUCAUAGUCAAAAUUGUGCUGUGGACCCAGUGUGCGAGACCUUAAACUGGAAGUCGAACCCCCAUUUAUUUGUAAACUAGGUCCAGUGUCCCUCAGCCGUACUUUUCAGUGGUGCCAUCCAGCUCAGAAAGAGGAAUGUUCACCUUCCUUGCAGUAUUUGCUAACUUUCAUGGGAUUAAUUAAUAGUCUAGAUCAUGGAAAUGAUCUUGUAGGCCAUGAUUACAUAGACCUCAGAGAGCUGGUUGCUGGCAGUAGCUGCUAGCCACACCUUCAAUUUAGGAAAUAGUUAUCUGCAGAAAUACUAAUAUCCGUCCACCUGUGUGUGAAGAGCUCCUUUUUACAUAUUGAGACUCUGGUGCCAAUUACUCAAAACCAGGGUGCUGCUGAACCAGCGUUUCUUGAGGGGUGUAGUUCUGCCAAAUCAGCUAACCCAAAUGGAGCGAGGUGCACUGGCAGCUUCUUAGUGAUGGCAGUAGCUUUGUAGAAGGAACAAGCAGAAGAAUUGUGAGAAAUCACAAGCAGUUUGUAAUUUCAUAUCAGCAUGGGCACCACAUCUCAGCCAGAAAUUAGGUAGGUUGCAAAAGGAAGGAGAUAGCACCUCCUUCAAGAAAGGAAGAGGUUUGCAUUUGCUCAGAGAGUGAGCCAGGCAUCUCUGUCUUUGGAGUGGCAGUGGAGGUGAAGUGACUGAUGUGAAUAUGCUUCAGAUUCCAAAUCUGCUUUUAGCUCCAGAUUUUUUUUUCACUAUGUUAGUGUUGAAACAGUGCUCUGGAAGCCUUAAAAAUGUGUAGGAGGAACUUCAGUGAUACAGAAUUUAAGAAAUGCUUUGCUUGCAAGUUGAAAUUGGACAGAAGGGAGGAGGAGGAGGAAUCUAGAAGAAUCCUGUACCCUUCCCCCAGUUCUUACCAAGUAAGGUUGCAUAAAAGGCUCUGCUGUUCAUCUAUGCACUACUAAAUCAGAUGGGCUGCCCUUGGUCUGAGCAACAUUGAGACCUUUCCCCUCUCCUCCUGCUCAGCUCCUUGGAACAGUACAUUUCUUCCAAGUCACUGCUUAGGAAUUGCUUGGACACUGUGAACUUCUCUGGCUGUUGUUGGUACAGAUUUGAUUGUGGAAGAAUUCUACAAACAAAAUGCUUGCCAGGUCUCCUCUGUUCUAAAGUUUUGUGCUAGAGUGCUGUGUAGGCUUCUAGGUACCUUGCAGUUCAUUUAUGGACAUCUGUAGUUGCUAGAAUACAGUGAAGUCCUUUUUUCGUGGGAUUGCAGGUUUCUGGAAUUAGCUUCAAGUGUGGCUGCAACAGAACUUUUCCUUUGUCUCAUGUGUUGCACAGAAGUGGUAUUUCUGAAGCUGUAUUUCCCUCACUUGAAGCAAGCAUACUUGUGUGCAGAUUAUGGGACCAAGCAGAAGAAGGGUCUUCACUUGCUGACCCAGUAUCUUAGUAUUCAUACGGUUCACUGCUCUAUACAACAAACGAGGUGAAGACCUGAUCCUAACAACCCCAUCUUCCACAGAUGGAUAGGUGUUAGUCAAGCCUAAAGGGAAUAUGCAGCGAGGUAAGGCAACUGAGAAAAGCAGGGAGGAACCGGAGGAGGGAUAGACCUUGUUUUGGAUCUGAAGCAGAGAGCUUUUAUGUCAUGAAAUAUCAUGGUGCCAGAGAGAAUUCCUUUAUUCCAGAGGACACAUGCAACUACUAACCUGGCAUUCAGAGGGUCAUGUAACACUACCUUCCCCUUUCUUCCAGUCUUACUGAUGGUGUGUUUUUUUCACUCUAAUAAAUGGGUAAUGUUUUGGAUUAUAUCACACACACUGUAGCAGAGUGAUUACAUAUCAUACAGAGAAAUCACAAGCUGUGAUUAUUUUAGAUUUCAUAUUAAUUUUAACCUAGUUCCAGAGUUGCUCUUUUGAUCUAGUAUAUAUAUAUAUAAAAUAAUAAAAGAUGUUUUCUUUGAAAUAAAUUUUAACUUGCUGUGUGAA